AUGUCGUUCAUUACGGUAGAUCGUCUUUUGGUUCUUUUAGACAAUCCAAUUUUACGUAAAAAAUUGUUGGAAAAGAAAAGGGUUGGAGUUCAUCCCAUUGAUCGUCGCAGGAAAAUAUACGGAGAGUUCCAUCAUUUAUUUUUUGACUUAAAAAAAUCUCCAACGAGAUUUUUUGAAUAUCUUCGUAUGUCAAUUGAGACUUACGAUUUUAUUUUAACUAAAAUUUGUCAUCGUAUUAGGAAAAAAACUACGAAUUUCAAAAAACCAAUAUCGCCGGCAGAAAGACUUUACGUUACUAUAAGGUAA
Messenger RNA from Macrosiphum euphorbiae (potato aphid), 306 nucleotides. The record is from the annotation of a GenBank genome assembly. NCBI's taxonomy places the organism in Eukaryota, Metazoa, Arthropoda, Insecta, Hemiptera, Aphididae.